Molecule: messenger RNA, 2937 nt
Organism: Naumovozyma dairenensis CBS 421
Lineage: Eukaryota; Fungi; Ascomycota; Saccharomycetes; Saccharomycetales; Saccharomycetaceae
Gene: SLA2
Product: Sla2p
Exons: 1
Coding region: 1-2937 (978 amino acids)
Biological process (GO): actin filament organization; endocytosis; clathrin coat assembly
Cellular component (GO): actin cortical patch; clathrin-coated vesicle
Molecular function (GO): clathrin-cargo adaptor activity; phosphatidylinositol-3,5-bisphosphate binding; actin filament binding
Source: RefSeq, a predicted model, not a curated record
AUGGCACCAAGAGCAGAUGCAGAUUUACAAAAAGCUUUGAAGAAAGCAUGCUCCAUUGAAGAAACAGCACCCAAGAGAAAGCACGUGAGAGCAUGUAUCGUAUACACUUGGGAAAACCAAACGGCAGGCCCCUUGUUUCAAACCUUGAAAAAUAUGCCCUUCAUGAAUGAUGAAGUACAAUUAUUCAAAGCAUUGAUUGUUCUACAUAAGAUCAUUCAAGAGGGUCAUCCAUCCGCCUUGAAACAAGCCAUUAAAGAAAGGGAAUGGAUUAGAUCCCUAGGAAGAGUCCACCCUGGAGGUGCCUCUUAUGGAAGAUUGAUUAGAGAAUACGUCAAUUAUUUGGUAUUGAAAUUGGAUUUCCAUGCUCAUCAUAAGGGUUUCAAUAAUGGGGUAUUCGAAUACGAAGAGUAUGUCUCUUUAAUCUCUGUUGCUGAUCCUGAUGAAGGGUAUGAAACUAUCUUGGAUUUAAUGGCUUUACAAGAUUCAUUAGAUGAUUUCUCACAGAUUGUGUUCGCGUCCAUCCAAUCUGAUAGAAGAAACGCAGAAUGUAAGAUUUCCUCUUUGUUACCAUUGAUCGCGGAAUCUUAUGGGAUUUAUAAAUUUAUUACCUCCAUGUUGAGAGCCAUGCAUAGACAAUUAAACGAUCAAGAAGGUGAUGAAGCAUUGAAACCACUGGAGGAACGUUAUGCAUUGCAACAUGCAAGAAUGUUUGAGUUUUAUGCAGAUUGUUCAUCUAUCAAAUAUUUGACUACACUUGUCACUAUACCUAAAUUACCAACUAAUCCACCAAAUUUAGCUGCAUCUAAUGAUGAUGAAAAUGGAAAUGGGAAAGAAAUCAAAUUUCAAAGAAUACAAAAAUCACCAUCUCCAGUAAAGAAAACAACAUCAAUGGAACCAUCUAGAUCACGUAGUAGUUCAUUUGCCCCACAGGCGCCAUUAUCAUCAUCAACUACUACAAAUACAAAUACAAAUACAAAUCCAAUGUUAUCAAGAAAUGCAAGUAGUGCAUUCAUGACUCCUAUGGCAACUGCUACCACUGCAGCUGCAAUGAUCCCUACAGCGACUGCUGCAGCACUGUUCGCUACACCAACGGGGGCUCAAAUUCAACCGGAUUUUUGGGCUACACAACAAGCUCAAUACGCUAACGAACAAGCUAGAUUGGAACAAGAACGUCAAUUACAAUUACAACAACAACAAGCUCAACAACAACAAUUUCAACAACAAUUACAACAAUCUCAAAAUGAAAUGAUGCAAUUACAAUUACAACAAGAAUCUAAACAUCAAAAUGAUUUAAUGGCAUUGACUACCCAGUAUGAAAAGGAUCAAACACUGUUAGAACAAUAUGAUCAAAGAGUUCAACAAUUAGAAAAUGAAAUUAGAACAAUGGAUCAAAACGUUUCCAAACAAAUUGCCAACAAGGAUGAUCAAUUAAUAUCAUUGCAAGAUCAAUUGACCGUUUGGGAGAAAAAAUAUGAUUCAUUGGCAAAAUUAUAUUCUCAAUUACGUCAAGAACAUUUACAAUUAUUACCCAAAUUUAAAAAAUUACAAGUGAAAGUAAACAGUGCUCAAGAAUCUAUUGCUCAAAAGGAACAAUUGGAACAAAAAUUGAAAAAAAAGGAUUUACAACUGAUAGAUCUUACAAAGGAACGUGACAGAGCAAGAUUAGAACUUGAAAGAACCAAAAAUGAAAAAUCAACAAUGGAUCCAUCUAUCGUUAAUAAAGUUAAUGAAGAUAGAUUGAUUCCAAUCUUAGAUGCGGUAUUGGAAACUGGAAUUAAUACAAUUCAAGAGGCAAUUUAUAGUUUGGAUUCACAAGUUAGUUGGUUAGGUCCAUUAACUGCUCCAAACAUAUUAUUAUCAUAUGUUGAAGAUACUUCAGAAAAGGCUACAUCAUUCGCAACAAGUUUUAAUGAUCUAAUCGUAGAUGGUGUUGUGGAAGGUGAUCAAAUAUCUGUCAUUCUUGGUGUAAAUGAUUUCAGUACGGCAAUGGCAAAUCUUGUGACAAAUUGUAAGGCAUUCUCAGAAAAUUCAUUAACUUUAGAGAAAAGUGAAGAAAUGAUUAAUGCAGUCAAGAGAUGCGCUCGUGAAGCUCAAUAUUUCUUUGAAGAUUUAACUUCAGAAAAUUUAGGACCACAAGAUGACGAAACGAAAACUGACACGGUAAUCAAUGCAAACGUGGAUGUACAGGAAAAAUUACAAGAAUUAACAGUGAUCAUGGAACCAUAUUUGAACGCCCCAUCGAUGAAUACAUCAAAUAAUGCACAUCAUGAAUUAAUCUCCACUGCUGAAACAAUCACAAAAUCAUCGCAACAAUUACGUGCUGAUAUCGACGUCAAUGUUCCUAAACCAUUACUUUCAUUAGCUUUAGCCAUCAUUGAUUCCGUCCUUGGAUUAAUUCAAGCUGCCAUAGCUUGCCAAAAUGAAAUCGGUUCUAAUUCCACCACGCAAUUAAACCAAUUUUAUAAGAAGAAUAGUAGAUGGACAGAAGGUUUAAUCUCAGCAGCAAAGGCUGUUGGAGCCACUACAAAUAUGCUGAUUACAACAGCAGGGAAACUCACUAGCGGUGAAGGUGGUGAAGCAUCUCCUGAAGAAUUUAUAGUCGCAUCUAAAGAAGUAGCUGCAUCAACAGUACAAUUAGUAGCUGCAUCGAGGGUUAAGACACACGCUCAUUCCAAGGCACAAGUCAAAUUAGAAGAUUGUUCGAAGGACGUCGGUAAUGCAUGUAAGUCAUUAGUAAGUCACGUUAUGAAGGGAGUAGAUGAUACCUUUAGUAAGGAAAUGAAACCAAUCGAUUUCACAUCUGAACAUACGGUGAAGACAGCAGAAAUGGAGCAACAAGUCGACAUAUUGAGAUUAGAGCAAUCUCUUUCUGCUGCUAGGAAAAGGUUGGGUGAAAUUAGAAAGCAUGCCUAUUAUAAUUCAGACGAUUUCCAAUGA